UGCCCCGCCGCCCUACUGCCCUAGUAUUCCCCUCCACUGGAUCAUCAAGCCUUCAUAGGACCAACUCUUAACAGCCCAGAAUGAAAGAAAACUUAGAAAGUGCUUGUUCUUAUGGUAGAAGUAAAGAGUAGCCUGCUCUCUGGCCACAAGGUGUCGCACUUAGUGUACAACUGAAGAGUGCUGUGAAGGCUUGGCAGGUUAGCCCCAACAUUUCUCCCUUCUUCCAGUGUUUUUGAGUGCUACAGGACCCUAUAGUAUCCACUGUGUGUUGUGUGCACUGACCCCAAAUAAAAGGUGACUUUUUUUCCCAUUGACUCAAGCAUGUCUGACCUUGUUGCUUUUCUUGGGAGAAGUCACUUAUGGGGGAGGUGGGGAGUUGGCACCCUGGACUGCCCUCUAUUAGAUCUUCCUUGUACAGAUGAGAAGCCUCCCCCAAAGCUCACAUUCUAUUGUUAUUUAAAGAGAGGGGUACCUUGGAAGGAAACUUCCCCACGUGGCCACUUCUGUUCUCCCCUGAGAAAAAGAACUCUCAGGUAGCCUUUGGGAAUUUUAAUAGGGUCUCAUGUAACUCAGGCUGGUCUUUAAUUCUGUCUGCAUCCUAGGUGCUAUUAUUUUAGGCCCGAGUACCUUUUGGGAAUUUCAUUAUAGAAUGGGAGAGGAGAAACCUCUAUGCAUGGUGAGCCAAUAGAUUCCUGUUGAGCUGUUUUCUCCAGGGCUUGCAUGAGAGCCAAUAGCAGAUGCCCCUCGGGGCCACUUUGGUCAGGGUAUUUGUGAACCAGAAUAGGAUCCUCUUUGGUUAUUUUCCAACUUGUUUGUGGCAGGGAGAUGUUGAAGCUGGAAAACUGGAAACUUGAGUCCAUCCCUAGCCACAAAAUGAGAUUCACACCGUGGUAUUUCUAUGACAGGCCACCGGAAGCCUCUGGACCUGAGCUCUCAGAUGCCCACAUGACAUGGUUGAACUUUGUCCGCCGGCCAGAUGAUGGGGCCUCUAGAAAACGUUGUCGUGGCCGAGACAAGAAGUCGCGAGGCCUCUCGGGUCUCCCAGGGCCCCCAGGACCCCCUGGCCCUCCUGGUCCACCUGGUUCCCCUGGUGUGGAAGUUACCCCAGAAGCCUUGCUGCAGGAAUUUCAGGAGAUGCUAAAAGAGGCCACAGAACUUCGAUUCUCAGGGCUACCAGACACAUUGUUACCCCAGGAACCCAGCCAGCGGCUGGUGGUUGAGGCCUUUCACUGUCGUUUGAAGGGCCCUGUGCUAGUGGACAAGAAGACUCUGGUGGAACUACAAGGAUUCCAGGCUCCUACUACCCAGGGCGCCUUCCUGCGGGGAUCUGGCCUGAGCCUGUCCUUGGGCCGAUUCACAGCCCCAAUCUCUGCCAUCUUCCAGUUUUCUGCCAGCCUGCACGUGGACCACAGUGAACUACAGGGCAGAGGCCGGUUGCGUACCCGGGACAUAGUCCGUGUUCUCAUCUGUAUUGAGUCCUUGUGUCAUCGUCAUACGUCCCUGGAGGCUGUAUCAGGUCUGGAGAGCAACAGCAGGGUCUUCACAGUGCAGGUUCAGGGGCUGCUUCAUCUACAGUCUGGACAGUAUGUCUCUGUGUUCGUGGACAACAGUUCUGGGGCAGUCCUCACCAUCCAGAACAGUUCCAGCUUCUCCGGAAUGCUUUUGGGUACAUAGAGGAGCUGAAGAAAUGACUGAGGAUUGAGGAACCAACACCUUGCUUUUUAGAGGAGCUGAAAAGGACUAUUCCCCUUUUAAUAGUUUUCAUAGCAAUAAAGAACUCCAAACGUCUUCAUCA
Molecule: messenger RNA, 1795 nt
Organism: Mastomys coucha (southern multimammate mouse)
Lineage: Eukaryota; Metazoa; Chordata; Mammalia; Rodentia; Muridae
Gene: C1qtnf12
Product: C1q and TNF related 12
Exons: 8
Coding region: 826-1674 (282 amino acids)
Biological process (GO): negative regulation of gluconeogenesis; positive regulation of insulin receptor signaling pathway; positive regulation of D-glucose import across plasma membrane
Molecular function (GO): hormone activity
Source: RefSeq, a predicted model, not a curated record